AUGUUCAGACAAACCAUCGCAAAGAGAACCCUAGCUACUUUCAUCCCCAAGGAAACUAUCCUCCCCAAGAAAUACGGAGGCAGAAUGACCGUCACUUUACUACCAGGUGAUGGGGUAGGUAAAGAAAUCACCGACUCUGUCGUCUCCAUCUUCCAAGCAGAGAACGUCCCGAUCGAUUGGGAAACCGUCGACAUUUCACAAUUGGAUCACGAGGACGGAGUCAACGCUGCCGUCGAGUCCCUAAAGAGGAAUAAGAUUGGUUUGAAGGGGAUCUGGCAUACUUCCGCGGAUCAAGUCGGUCAUGGAUCUUUGAACGUCGCAUUCAGGAAACAAUUGGACAUUUAUGCAAAUGUAGCCUUUUGUAAAUCCAUCCCCGGUGUGAAGACAAAGAUUCCUAAUGUUGAUUUGGUCAUUAUUAGAGAAAACACAGAGGGUGAAUAUUCGGGUUUGGAACAUGAAUCCGUCCCAGGGGUGGUGGAAUCAUUGAAGAUUGUUACAAAGGUGAAUUCAGAAAGAAUCGCUAAGUUCGCUUUUGAUUUCGCAAUGAGACAUGAUAGGAAAAUGGUCACAGCGGUACAUAAGGCAAAUAUCAUGAAGUUGAGUGAUGGAUUAUUUAGAAAUACAGUGGCUCGUGUCGGGGAAGCUUACCCACAGAUUAAGAACGAUUCCAUCAUUGUCGAUAACGCUUCCAUGCAAGCUGUCGCCAAACCACAUCAAUUCGAUGUCAUGGUCACUCCAUCCAUGUAUGGGACGAUAUUGGGGAACAUUGGUGCCGCUUUAAUUGGUGGCCCAGGUUUGGUACCAGGUGUUAACUACGGGAGAGAAUAUGCUGUCUUUGAACCAGGUUCUAGACAUGUUGGUUUGGAUAUUAAGGGACAAAACGUUGCAAAUCCAACUGCAAUGAUAUUAUCUUCCACUUUACUAUUACAACAUUUAGGUUUGAAUGAUACCGCAUCAAGGAUCUCUAAGGCUGUCUAUGACGUUAUCAAAGAGGGUAAUGCCACUACAAAGGAUAUCGGUGGGAAUGCAUCCACCACAGAAUUUACAAAGGCUGUCAUCGACAAACUUUCAACCAUGUAA
Molecule: messenger RNA, 1080 nt
Organism: Naumovozyma castellii
Lineage: Eukaryota; Fungi; Ascomycota; Saccharomycetes; Saccharomycetales; Saccharomycetaceae
Gene: IDH1
Product: isocitrate dehydrogenase (NAD(+)) IDH1
Exons: 1
Coding region: 1-1080 (359 amino acids)
Source: RefSeq, a predicted model, not a curated record